Messenger RNA from Westerdykella ornata, 525 nucleotides. RefSeq lists its product as uncharacterized. The transcript has a single exon. Lineage: Eukaryota; Fungi; Ascomycota; Dothideomycetes; Pleosporales; Sporormiaceae. Bases 1 to 525 code for a protein of 174 amino acids. The record is from RefSeq and is a predicted model, not a curated record.
AUGCCGCCGCCUGGCUCACCACUGUCGCCCAAGAUGCAGAGUCUCGGCAUCCCGUCGUCGUCUCGACGGGUACGACCCGUCCCUCACGGCCGCCAACCCUCCUCCGGCACCGCUGCAGCACUCAGGUUGCCAUCAUUACCUCGUUUCCAUCCGGCCAACUUCGCCUCUUCCCAGAACUCGAGUGCCGCAGCUACACCGGCCACAGGACCCAACAGCCCACAGCCACCGCUGUCUCCACGCACCUACCACAGGCAAUAUUACGAGGCCCAACACCAGAUGUACCUCUACAGCCCCGGCCAGCCGACGCGCGCACCCACUACCAGACCGACGAGCCCUCGCCUCAUGCCUCUGAACGGUAGCCCAGGACCCGUAACGCCGCUGGAACUGGAAGGCACCGACGGGUACCUGACUGCAGGUAUCUCUACCAGCGACGCUGCCUCGCACGUCGACACGCUCAUAAAGGAGGAAGCGCUGCGCCGUGGUGAUGCCUCGCCGGGAAGGUCAACCACCGCCGGCGGGAGAUGA